This is a messenger RNA of Desarmillaria tabescens, 845 nucleotides long. Its product is annotated as ribosomal protein S27-domain-containing protein. The record is from RefSeq and is a predicted model, not a curated record. Gene Ontology annotation, biological process: translation; ribosomal small subunit assembly. NCBI's taxonomy places the organism in Eukaryota, Fungi, Basidiomycota, Agaricomycetes, Agaricales, Physalacriaceae. Gene Ontology annotation, molecular function: RNA binding; structural constituent of ribosome. Bases 136 to 378 code for a protein of 80 amino acids. The transcript has 4 exons. Gene Ontology annotation, cellular component: ribosome; cytosolic small ribosomal subunit.
ACGUGAUGCAGUUCUAGGAAUAAGGUUCAAUCUCCAUUUCAAAUCUUAGACCCCAAGCCUUUGGACUGAAUCAAUCCUCGCCGCUGCCGCGCACUCAAAAAAAAGCGAGUCCUUCCGUUCUCUUGCUGCUUCACCAUGACUCUCGCCGUCGAUCUUCUCAACCCUUCCCCCGAACUCGAAAAACGCCAACACAAGCUCAAGCGGCUUGUGCAGUCACCUAACAGCUACUUUCAUGGAUUAGGAUGCUUUGCUAUUACCACCGUAUUCUCGCAUGCUCAAACAGUCGUCAUCUGCGGUUCGUGUGCCAGCAUUCUAUGCCAGCCAACCGGAGGUCGGGCUCGUCUGACGGAGGGUUGCUCUUUCCGUAAAAAGAACUAAAUGCAUACCUUCCUCAUUCAUAUUUGCUCCUCGCGUCUUUACAGCAUCUCCACGGCAUUCCACCAUGAUAUUUCGUUGCUCUUCCUUGUACCCAUCACACGUGUAUGCUUGAAUACAUGCCUAUAAUGCUUUGGUACCAGGAGUAAUCAAUCUCAGUCUGAUAUAUGAAUGUUACUCGCUAUGCUGUCUCGUUCCAACCUUUAUUCGGCGGGAGCGCUGGUAAAAAUGACUUGGAACUGAAAUCAUCAUUACGCAUUGAAUACGCUUCUGCGGCUAAUAAUUGAAGAACGCGCAAGGCGAAUGAAUACCAGGAUGGGUUACAUGCAUUUUGUGUACAUGUUCUUUCGAUGGUUCUGCGUGCUGCGCCCGCCAUAUCUGACUCGCCUUCACCUGUCCAAAGUUCGGUACCGGAUGCAAGACGCCGUCUGUUGACUCGAACUUGAUUAUUUUGGCGAGGAGAUUACUAC